UUUAUGUUUAUGAAAAUAAUGUUUCAUCAAUCUGACAUUGUAGUAAAUGAUACAGUUUUGUAAAGUUGGCGUUUGACUGGAGUGAGAAGGACUGUUUUAAACGUGACGACAGAAACAGCAGUGACUUUCACCCCUGUUAUGAACAAGAGCGAAGAGGCAGAGAGAGGAAGAAAUCCUCUCAGCCCAGGCAACAGCUACAAGAUAUGUUUACCAGAAUGGACAGCCAGCAGGUGGGGGGUUUACUGGAGGAGUGCCUCAGAGCAGCUAAGCAGUCCAACCAACCCACUGAGGCAGAGAGGCUCAACUACUGUAGCUGCAAAGACUCGCUGUGUGCAGAGCUUGCCUCUCUCCUGCAAGAGGCAAUGGAGAUGAAGUGGCCCUUUGUGCCGGAGAAGUGGCAGUACAAGCAGUCAAUCAGUGCCAGUGACAAGACCAACCUCAGUGACCUCAUCAGCAAACACCUGUCUCCACUGCUGGCUGUUCUGAAGGCCUCCAUCGUGGCUCACGAGGCAUGCACGGCGCUGGCAGUGGUCUUUUUAGUUGACCGUUUCCUUUACUGGACAGACGAGUCCAGCCGGUUGCUAAGGAUCACCAAGCUGCUCCACAGACGCCACCCCGACACCCCUGUGGCUCCCCAGCUGGUCAUACGGCAGGCCAGAGUCUACUUUAACUCUGGCAAACUGCAGAAGGCAGAGUACAUACUGAGCAGUCUGAUUAAUGACAGCGGGGCCACAGGUUGUUGGGUGUACCACAAUGAAAAUGACAGAGCUCUUGUGCAGGCUGUGAGUGUUCAAGUGCGUGGAAUGAUUUUACAAAAGCUCGGCCUGUGGCGCGAGGCUGCAGAGCUAAUCUGGGCCUCUCUGGUUGGCUACUACGCACUUCCUCAACCUGAUAAAAAGGGCAUUGGAACCUCUCUUGGCAUACUGGCCAACAUAUUGGUGUCUAUGAACGAUGAGGACUUCCACGCUUUUAGGACUAAUCCAGAUAUUGAUUUGUCUUUCCUCGGGGAUGGGAGUCAUCGUCUUCUUUCAGCAGCCCAGGCAGCUAAGAUGGCGGUGGUAUACAGCCAGUACACUUCACUCUAUGUGUUGACCAAUGUGGCAACUCAAGGGACCUGCUUGUUAUCGUACAGUUUCUCAGUGCAGUGCCCUGCCUCUGAAAGACAGUCUUUCCUCCUGCAGGCGAGAGAGGCAUUUGCAAUCGGCCUGCUCACUAAAGCAGAGGGCGAGCUGGUCACCAGCAAGCAGGAGCUUCACACCUUCCUCAAGGCUGCCUAUUCUCUCACUGUUGCUCACAAAUGGCUUGGCACUCCUCAGGAGGUUGUGGUACAGGCAACUCAUGCUUGCCAAAAAGCUUUAGCAAAUUUCUAUGACUACUGCAGUGCAGAUACUCAAGAUAAAGACGGCCUCUGUGCUGAAAUCAUGCACCUGGUCACCCAAGUCAAGCUUCUGUUGCAAGUAGAGCCUUUCCAUAAUUCAGAUAAGGGGUCAUUUAUCCCUGACAGCUACAAAAACAUUAAAGAUGCAAUGGUCAAGUUCACUCUGGAAGGUUUCUGUAAGGUGAUGCAGAGAUUCCAAAAGUAUCACGCAUCACUUUGUGAGGCAACUAACACAAACUGCGAGGGGACCGGUGAUGAGAUAGACGGGGCAAGGUUACCAGUAUGUAUUACUGCACUGGGGACGACCAUUGGUACACUCAACACAGAAUGUAGCACCGAAGCCUGCAGAGUGUCACUUAAAGGAGAGGAGCCACAACAGAGAGGUUCAAAGUCAUCUGCUGUGCGCCCACCUCAAAAGCCUGAACUGAGUAGCACUGUAGGAAGCACAGAUGACCUUGGCUCUUCAUGGCAGAACUUCUCCUUAAGUGUUUCAGGGUCUCCCAGGCCCAGCAGCAGUGGCUUCAUAGGAAGUAGUGCCGUUGAACGUGAGGUAAAUGCACGUAAUCAGAGCCUGCUGACCACUGAGGUUGAUGACAGGUCAGACAGCAUUCUGCAGUCUGCUGAUAAAAACGAGAAGCAAGACUUACGGGGUUGUAACCCUGGUGUCAGUUCCCAUGCAGUCCGGACAUCUGCAAUACCAGCCACUUCCUCCUCCAAUGCAAGUGGUGAUUCAGAGAAGUUUGAAGUGAUACAAGCUGGAAUAGAGACACUGGGCACUGAGGAGGACUGGAUGACCAACGUUGUUGAUGUGGCGCUGAAACCGUCAAUAGGCGAAGGAGCAGCGCAAUCCUUAUCCCAGCUAGCUCUCAAAACAUCCUCCAGCUCUCUUGGUGACAGUUUCGGUUCCCAGUCGUCAUGGGAGAAAAUCCCAGUUGACCUAAACUCCCACACAAACAGAACACCACAGCCAAGCAGCCAUUUAAAAGCAGGAACCAAAGGCCAAAGUAGCAAGUCACCAGAUUCCAAUGAGAGCUUCUUCCUCUUAGAAACACUUGAUUCUGAAAGCAGCGAUUCAGCUCAUGAUCCCACACACAAAAAACACACAUCUGGAUGGGACUCCAAACCUUUGCAGAGCCUUAAUGUUGACCCAAAUAUGGACACGGAAGUUGACUCAGUAUCUGUAAAACCUGAUGCCAAGAACUCUUUAGCAACCCCACACCCAAACCUUUCUCACUUAGUCCUAGAACAGUGUGCUUCCACUGAAACCUCCUCGGAGAGUUCAUUUGAGAUGCUGGAGGAGCAUCCGAGUGGACACCAGGGUAGUGAAGUUACAUUUUCAGAGAAAGUAAAUGGCCCCCAGAUGAAGAACCCCUGGUGCUACAGCUGUCUAGAGCACAGCACUGCAGCGGGUGUCAUCCCUGAUGGUCAGUAUUUGUUGUCAAAGCAGGAUUACCAAGCCCUACUGGCUGGAGUUUGCCAUGAAUGUCUGCUGAAGAGACUGUGCAAUGACAAGAUACAAUUCAAACUAGAGGCACACAAAACUGCCUACAGUGCUCUUCAUUUAAAGUUCUCCAAAGCCACAGGACUGUGGACAGCAAGGGAGACCUGUGUUUACAUCGGAGAGCCGAUGGGGGUGCAGGGCAAGCAGAGAGAGGCAAUAUGGGUGCAGUUUUUACACCAGGAGGAGAGGUUAAGCAGUUAUGUGGGGAAAGAUUACUUGGAGCCAAAGGAGAUCCAGUUCCACCUGAAAGAUGUGGAGAGACAGAUGACAGCCCAGUACUAUGUGACUGAAUUCAACAAGAGUCUUUACGACAAGGAAGUCAUGGCUCAGAUCUUCUUCAUUCCCUCAGAAGCUCUACUUAUUCUGAAUGGAAAUGAGAUUGUGGGGUGUGUAACAGUGGAACCCUACAUGCUUGGAGACUUUGUCAAACUGACCAACAACACUUGGAAGAAGGACAAGAGUUUCCAGGCUACAGAAUAUGGCCUUGCCUUUGGACACUUCACCUACCUGCUCUCUGACUGCCAGGAAGUGGUUGUUGACCUGCAAGGGUGGGUGACAGCCAAUGGCAAAGGGCUGACCUACCUCACUGACCCCCAGAUUCACUCCACCAAGACCCCCAGAGGCCCCUCCAACUUUGCCGCCAGAGGUCUCAGGAUCUUCCUGGAGCAGCAGCAUGGACCAGAGUGCAAUGACAUUUGCCAGCUGCUCAAACUACCUCCAGUUGUCAGACAGUCGUAUGUUCUACCUUAGAAAGUUUGAGGAGUUGUUGAGUGUUUGCACUCUCAAAUAUGUGAAAACUUGACAUAUUUUUAGCUUAGAAAAUAUAUGAGAAUAUGCAUUUGAUUAACCUUCCUGACAGGUUUACUGUAUUUUUCAUGUACAACUAAUAUAGAUUGUGUAUUUUUAGCAUUUUUAAUGCAGGGCUCCCACAUAUUUUCAUUGACAAGACUAUUCCAUGAUUUCUUUGGGAGCCAUAAUAAAAUGUCCAAAACUGUUCACAACAUAUAACACAAGCAGAAUUGUAAAGUAUACUUUACUCCCAA
Epinephelus fuscoguttatus (brown-marbled grouper) is the source of this 3922-nucleotide messenger RNA. RefSeq names its product alpha-kinase 1 (gene alpk1). The record is from RefSeq and is a predicted model, not a curated record. The transcript has 14 exons. NCBI's taxonomy places the organism in Eukaryota, Metazoa, Chordata, Actinopteri, Perciformes, Serranidae. Gene Ontology annotation, molecular function: protein serine/threonine kinase activity; ATP binding. The coding region runs from base 204 to 3629 and encodes 1141 amino acids. Gene Ontology annotation, biological process: protein phosphorylation.